Molecule: messenger RNA, 621 nt
Organism: Didymodactylos carnosus
Lineage: Eukaryota; Metazoa; Rotifera; Eurotatoria; Philodinida; Philodinidae
Source: the annotation of a GenBank genome assembly
AUGCCAGAAGCAGAAGGUGAACAACCUACAACAAAUAGUGUUACAAAGGGUACAGCUGAUAGUACAACAUCACAACAUGGUGGUGGUAAUAAUAAUACAAUAGAAGAAGUAAAACGUACAGAUCGUGAUGGAAAUGAUACAACAACAGGUGCCGAUGAUGAAACACCACAUACAUAUAAAGUACCACGUGCACCACCACAUAUUUACGCAUGUUUUGUUAAAAAUUUAACUGACCAUUCAACUGAUGUUUGUUUGGAAUGGUAUGGUCGUCCAAAUGAACAUGAAUUUGAUGAAUUAAAUCAUUUCACAUUACAGCCACAAGAAGAAAAACAUACACAACGUAAAAUAUUUCAGCCAGAUUUACCAAAGAAUCCUGGCGAAGAAUUUGAUCAUGAUAAACAUUCAUAUUGUUCAUGGGUUAAAAUAUUAAAUCGUGUUACAGUAGAACAUAAAGGUGCGAAUAAUAAAAAGAAAAUGGAAAUUGUUUAUCCAUUUGAGAAUGUACAUUGUCCAAUACGUAAUUGGGAAUUUCAUGUAACGGAUAUGCAUAUUGAAUCACAUCCACCAACGCGUCCCGUAAAUGUUUUGAAAUAUGAAAAUUUAACUGAUAUUGAGAAAUAG